Chlorella variabilis is the source of this 2340-nucleotide messenger RNA. RefSeq lists its product as hypothetical. Bases 1 to 2340 code for a protein of 779 amino acids. NCBI's taxonomy places the organism in Eukaryota, Viridiplantae, Chlorophyta, Trebouxiophyceae, Chlorellales, Chlorellaceae. The transcript is spliced from 9 exons. Gene Ontology annotation, molecular function: Hsp90 protein binding. The record is from RefSeq and is a predicted model, not a curated record.
AUGCCGACCACCGCGCAUCACGGCAAGAAGGCUAGCGUGGAGGAGGUGUUUGAGCACCGGUGGCGCAAGGCGUAUGAAGUGCGGGCGAUGGAGCGGGAGAGCCGGCAGGCCAAGAGCCAGGCCAGCAGCCGCUGCAGCAGCGCAGACUCGCAGCGCGUGGCAAAAACCGCCCUCUGCACAGCUGGCAAGCCCUCCGCAGCUGCGGCCGAUGCAGCUGCCAUCCAAGUUCAGUCGGCGCCGGGGCGGGCGGCGGAGGAGGCAGUUGGCAAGCUUUCUCUGGGCAGCACGGAGCAGCCCACUGGAAAUGGGAUAGCCACAGCAGCAGCAGCAGCAUCUUCAGCGGGUGAAGAGAAGGCGCUGCGUCAGCAGGAAGUGGUCGAUGAUGACGAUGAGCCUGCACCUGCCAGCCCAGCAGGAGGGGCGGGCGCAGCCUUGCAGCGAAGCCACUGGCAGGCGGCCGGCCGACAGCAGCAGCCGGGCGGUCAAGGCGAGGAUGAUGAUGAUGAGGGGCUAGCCUGCAAGGUGGUGUGGGACAGCAGCCCCGCGCAGGCUGGUGCGGCGGCGCGGGUGCCGGCAGCCGACACCGACAUGGCUGCCUUUGGCGGUGCCGGCGCCUCCAUCCUGCAGCUGAAGGAGCAGGGCAACAUCUGUCUCAAGGCAGGCGACUUUGAGGGGGCUGUCAGGUGCUACAGCGAGGCCCUGAGUGCCUGCAAGCAGUCUCGGCGCGCUGCACAGCAGGCGGCGCCUCUGCAGGCGGCGCCUCAGCCUGCGCAGCAGGACCAGCAGGGCGACCCUCCUUCGCACCAGCAGCACCCGGCUGCAGAGGGCCAGCGGGAGGCGACCGGGCACCAGCUGCUGGCCACCCUGCACAGCAACCGCGCACACGCACUGCUGCGCCUGAAGCGAAACGAGGAGGCAAGAGGGGCAGGCAGGGCGCGGCUGGCACAGGCCAAGCUGGCGCAGCGCCAGUGGGCGGCGGCGGUGGCGGCCUGCCGGCAGGGCCAUGCACUGGCUCCCAAAAACUCGGAAGGCCACACCGAGUUCACUCCGCUGCUGGACCGGACGGCGGUGGCGGCGGCGCGGGUGGGCAGCCUGGCUGGCUACGAUGGGCUGCAGCUGGAGGUGCGCAGCGCGGGCAAGGACGCAUGGAUGGGGCGCGCUGCACCGCACGUGCCUGAGCUGGACGGUCCGGAAGACGAGGACACGAUUGGGGUGGUGACGCACCUGCCGCUGCCCAGCAGCAGCGGCGGCGGUGGCGGCGGCGGCGGCGGCGGCAACGGCGGUGGGGCGCUGGUGGCGGCCGGGGCCGCGAAUGGUGAUGGCCGGGCCGGCAGCGGGGCCUCUGCCGGGGAUACGCUGGUGGCGUGGGAUUACCACCAGGCGGGCGAGGCGGGCAAGCGGCGGCGCACCAGCUUCCGCAGCGUGCGGGAGGCUGUGGAGGCGGCGCGCGACGGCGACCGCAUCCUGCUGCGCUGCGGCACGCACAACGGCAUGGGCGAGUGCGUGACCGUGGCCAAGCGGCUGCUGAUUGAAGGGGAAGGGGUGCUGGGGGACGCAGUGCUGGACCAGCGGGCAAACGUGCCCGCCUUCCGAAUCGUCAGGGGCGGCGUGGUGCUGCGCAACCUGGACAUUGACUUUACCGGCCUCCGGGAGGCGCUGCUGGUGGAGGGGCCGCCCGGCGCGCACCCCAGCCCGCUGGUCGCCGGCUGCCGCAUCAAGUGCAGCGGCGACGACGCCGUCAACGUUGGCGGCGCGGCCGCCCCCACCUUCCUGCGCUGCGAGCUGUCUGGCAAGAAGUGCGGGGUGAAGGCGCUCGGCAGCAGCGCGCCGCGCCUGGAGCGCUGCACCAUCACCAAGUGCGGGGAGCAGGGCGUGAGGGCCAUGGAGGCGGCGGCGCCGGUACUGCAGGGCUGCAUCAUCAGCGAGUGUGCCGAGGAGGGUGCUUUGGCAAUGGACGCGGCCCGCCUGUCCCUCACAGCAUGCACGCUGCGCGACUGCAAGGGCCCCGGCGUGGACGUGAGCGGCGGCGCAAGUGCCGCCGUUACGGGAGGCACCAUCGAGCAGUGUGUGGGCGGGGUGUGGCUGUGGGAUGCUGGCCGGGCGACGCUGCAGGCGGCCUCCGUGGCGGGCGGGCCCUCCCACGCCAUCCUGGCCGACGGCACCGCCAGCCUGGAAGUGCGGGAGAGCACUGUGCGGGGCACAGUGCACGCCAGCGACGCCGCCUGGGCCGGCAUCUUGCACCCCUCCAACCGCCUGCUGGACCCGGAGCAGCCCACCGACUUCCCGCCUGAGGAGGGGCCCUUCCGCUUCGUGCCCAACCCCUACACCCGCAAGCAGUGA